This is a messenger RNA of Periconia digitata, 822 nucleotides long. The record is from the annotation of a GenBank genome assembly. NCBI's taxonomy places the organism in Eukaryota, Fungi, Ascomycota, Dothideomycetes, Pleosporales, Periconiaceae.
UCAAGCUUAUUCUGCUGUCACCAUCUAACGACUCAGUCAUCAGCCCUAUGUCCAUCGUGGACACGCAGAGUGCGGAACGAAAUCUCCAUCGAGGAACGGGCCACAUCCAGUCUCAUAUCUGAGGCAUAUAUAAGAGCGUCGAAGAUGGACAGUCAAGAAAACAUCCACGCCGACAAUCCAACAGAUCCACCACCAUCGCCUCUUGCCACUCUACCAACAACAACUUAUCACUCAGCAAUACCUGCACCCACAACAUCACACAGUACCAGUGUAAUCAACGACCACCGUCGCAUGAGUGAUUUUUCCCAAACCGAACCCUCUUCAUCCCAGACUGCAGAUUCGCCCAUUGAGUCGAGUACGCAAACAAGUUCACAAGCUUUAUAUCAAUCAACCAACACUACCUCACCACCUGCCAACUCAUCUCAACAUAUCACCUCGACCUCGACCCCUUCAUCAUACACCCAUCUUCAAUCACCACAAAUCACCGUUUCAGCGCAUACGGCCACCCAACCCCGAUCUCGAACAUCUGCAGUGCGUCACUCCACACUCCGCAGCCGCUCCUCCAACCCAUCACACCAUCGCCUUUCACCCUACUACACACGCGCCUCGACUACUCGAAGAUCGCACUCACAGCCUCGCUCAACACCAUCCACUAUCACUACUACGCCAGCCGCAAUGUCUUCCUCUUCGUCUUCCUCCGGCAACACGUCGACUGCUGGCUCUUCGUCUGGCAGCAACCCGUCGUAUCAGCUCCCCUAUGCGCCGUUCCCUUACCCCAUGCCACAGUCUGGUGGGAACGGGCAGGGCGGCUCUGGAAAAUAG